This is a messenger RNA of Cylicocyclus nassatus, 669 nucleotides long. The record is from the annotation of a GenBank genome assembly. NCBI's taxonomy places the organism in Eukaryota, Metazoa, Nematoda, Chromadorea, Rhabditida, Strongylidae.
AUGUAUUAUCUUUAUUUGAAAAAACAGUCGCAAUGCCUAAGAGCUUGCUAUGAUGAAAGAGAAUGCAAAGUCGUGGAAUACAAUGAGACUAAUGGCUUCUGUAAGCUAUACAAGCAAGGAACUAUUGGCACAGUAAAAGGACACGAACUCAGACGUGAUGAAACUGAUUCGUCAUGUAUGACAGAAAUAUCCACAAGCGACAUAGCCUUCCAAAAGAUAAAACCACUUCAAAAAAUUCCUAAAAUUCCUCAAUGCCAGAACCUUACAAAAUCAAAUGAUGUGACUGUUAUCGGAACUUCCAAAACAAGUGACGGAUACCGCGUCUUUUUCACUACUAGUCCUUCCGAGUGGACUGCCACGAAACCCUGGCUUGUCCUCUCCAAAAAAGCAGAAAAGGGAUGUGCGUCCGUGCCUGUGUUCCACAAAGCAAACCAUCGUCGCUUGUAUUUUGGAGAAAUCUACAACACCACUGGUUACUACUUCUUCGAUGGGUACGCCUUUGCGGGGCAGUGCAUCUCCUCAAAGCAUGAAUGCUUGGGUAUGUCGGAGAUACGAGAAUAUAAGGAGAAUCCGGACAACUUCUUCUACGAUGAAGCUGGAAGAAAGGAUUUGAAAGACUCCGGUCUGGGUCAGACCUUCUUCAUCGCAGGAUUUGCAUCUUAUAGAUAG